AUGGAACCAUGGCUAGAUUCUCUCUCGGAAGACUGGAAGUCAGAACACCAAUCGUCCUCUCCCGCACCCUUGCGCUCGAGCAGUCGCCAAGAUGGCAGCAUCUCCCUGUCUCGCUCCCAAAGUCGCAUUCCACACCUGGCAAAGAACAUGCGCAAAGACUCUUCUACCGGGAGCUUCCUCAGACAUAGGUCUAGUAGAGGACAAGCACGUGCGAACGGCGAUUCCAUCCUCCGAGAACGCAGCGCAUCAAGCCUCAACACUCCAGGGCAGUCAGCAUCGCACAAACACACGAGUCUGCCCCGCCGUCCUUCAAGUCCCUUUUCAGAUUCGCAAAACUCGGUUCAACAUUAUAGCGUGCAUGAACAACCGGCCGUGGAUGAGACACCUGAAUGGAAGAGAAGGCUCGCCAAGGGUGAAGAUGUAGGCAGCGACGGCUUCGAUCUCUUCUCUCCGUCGAAAUUGGAAGGCAUCUUCAAGAAACCAACAUCGUCCAAACUGCCAAGCGAGGACGAAGUGGAACAACCCGAUGGCGAUUCAAAUGUGUGGAAACCUUUCACCCUGCCAGUCUCCAAUUCCUUCUCAGAUCAAUACAACAGCAUCCGACAGACCAGAAGUCUCCCCAACCUGGAGGUAUUAGAAGAGGUGAACGAGGAGGACGAGCUAUCUCUGGACGAACCAUCGGCUCUCUCUUCAGAUCCUGCUCAUAAUGGUUCAGUGAGAGGCAUCGUCAGGCAACGAGUCCAAUCUCUUGAGCGGGCUGGCGCGACCCUCUCUGUUCGAUCAUCUCCAGCAGGCUCUCGGGAUCCGCGCGAAAGGGGCGAAGAGAAUGUCCAAGACCCUCGCUGGAGGACGGUCAGUGGCCAGGAAGAGCUCAAGAAUGAGCUUAUUAGCCCCGUCACGGUGUCAAAGCAGAACUCCAUACGUGCCACGGUUCUUCGUAAUUCUCUCGAGGCCAACGUACAGCCCCUCGACCACAGAUUCAGGAAGACCACGCCAGGCACUAUAGAGCGCCCGACAUCGAGCGCGAGCGAUCGAGACAUCAGCUAUGAACACGGAUCCAAAACUCAGACCAUUGUCAAUGAUGAGCCACUGCCGGACUUGACCUCCCAGUCACUGCCAGAUGACUUGUCCAUGGGAACCCAGGACUUCAUGUCGCAUGGUGGCUUCAUCAACUCGAGACGUGGUGGGCGAUCGAAUGAAGCUUCAUUUCUGCGAAAGUCCCUCAGCAUAUCGCAAGACCACUCACAAAUCGAGUCAAAUUCGCGGCCUAUCUUCCAAUUUCACAGUUCACCUCCCCAGUCUUCUCGCCUAUACGAUGAAAGUAUCGAAGAGAGCAAGACUAGCGCCAGUGCUCCGACCACUCCACAAGACACAAGCGUGGUGCAUCACACCGAGUCUUCCAGCAAACCCGCCUCGUCUGGAAGUCCACUCAAGCUUUUCGGGAAUCGCGACACCUACACAAACAACAAGUUGAUGCGAAUACUCAGCCAUUUCGAAGAGCCCGCCGACCAAUCCGAGAACGCAGACGAUGACAACGUACCGCGAGACCAGCAGGAGAAUGCGCAUCGCAUGAGCCAAUUCGGCAGAGGAGAGCUUGACAGUUUUGGGUUUGCUCAAGAUAUCCCCAAGCCCUCGCCUGUUGGUACGGCUCUGGUCAGAUCGGAUGAGAGGAUUUUCAAGCCGGUCACCAUCAACGCUGGCAAGAAUGUAGACCCGCCGAACGAGGCUGCGAGGUCAGGGACAGCCUUCGAACAUGGACAGAGACAAGAGCAAUUUGCAACCGCUGGAGUUGUAUCCGAGAAGGAUAGAACGACAAAAAGACGCAAGACGCUUGUCAAGGACAAGGUCAGCGUCGAGGGCCACGAGCUGGAAUUCAAGAUCAGCCAGUUGGACGAAACAGCCACCCUUGCUGGGAGGAAACGUAAAGACGCCAGACCCGGCGACGACGGUACAUUGGCUGACCCUGAGGUCCUUGCUUCCCGGAGUCUGCUGAAACCCAAGUUGUCGAGAAGAGAAUCCGUCGAUCAAGCUCCGUCAGACGGGCAGGAUGAUUCGAGCGUGAGAAAUGUCGUGUCAGAAAAUCCUGGCGAAGGUCUUACGGAGGCCCUAGCUGCAGAACUGGCCUCUUUCGCCCAGGAGGCUGCGCAUAUCAACGACGACUCUCGCAAACCAUCGCUUGCCACAAAAGACUAUAUGGAAGAAGCAAACAAGGUCAUGCAGUUCAUUCGUGCUCGAGGAAAGCCGAUGCCCGCCCUGCCUGAUAUCAGCGAGCCUGGAAAUACAUCCGAGCUCAAUCCAGAUGCCAUUCUGGACCUGGACGUCGAUUUGGACUCAACAAAGGACGAUUUUUCAAGACCGCCGUCCCGAGAGUGCGGUUCGAAACCAUUGCCAGACCGUCGUCAUGCUCGACAUGACUCCCGAACUGCGAGCUACCUCCGACAAUACCAAGAUCAAGAUGAUAUGGACGUGCUGACAAGCACAUCGGUUUUUGGAACUUUGGCUGCUAAUGUUGCUGAGCAAGGUCAACAGCAAGCACCAGCGCAUGAUCUUGAUGACUCUCAAGAGAGCAGUCCUCCAAACAUGCGCAUACUGAACCAUUCGGACACGAUGAGAAAACGCAAAUAUUCCACGUCCACCGUGGAUGCGGCUCAGGACUUUACCUUGAAUCAACCUUUACACAGCCAGCACUCUGCAGGCAGUUCGACGCAACGUACAUUCCCUACCAGCUCGUCCACUUCUGGUCACAAGGGGGUCAUCGCCUGUGGGACCGUAUCCAUCCCGGAUCACGUUGGCUUGAUGACCUUUGAUCACGAAAAGAAGAUGUGGGUCAAGAAAAUGGCAUCCAAGGAUGAUGCUCGGCCAUUCAGCCGAGUCGAACGGACUGAAGACGAUCCUUUCGGAGACAUACCUGAUCUGAGCAUCGAUGAGCAACAGGAGAUAGAGAGGGCGCGUCAAGCAGAAUCAUCCGGGAAAGAAAAUGCGCCCACUGCGGUUGAGAACGAUAGAGAGGCUCAGACACCAGCUUCCCGACAACCCCUAGCAGAGAUGAACUCUGAGGCCGUCGAAGAGAGAGAUCAAAGAGAACAUGAGCCGGAGGAUGAUGAGGAUGACGAGCAUGUGAACCAAAGCUCUCUUCGCUCAAAAGCUUCCGAGCACGAGGCAAAGCUUCACGAUGGUGUUGCGUCAAGGCCUCCUGGUGAGCUCAAAGAAGGUCGGAAGCAGGCCAGAGUUGUGACCAUUGCCUUCUCGUCGCCGGUGGUCUCGGCUGUCAAUUAUGCCAAGAUGUCGGAGGCCGACUUUGAUGAUCUACCUCGUGAAGAUGAUCUUCCACUUGAUGACUCCGAGAUAGACUUGUAUGAGGAAGUCGUCGACAGAAGAUCGCGACGGAGCCAGCCGGCCGAGAACAUGACAGAGUCGUCGCCAAAGAAAGGCCAGGAUGCGUUCGGCGAACACAAAUUGACCGUCGCGUUCCAGCCUCGGACAAUAUCGCCAAUAGCAGAGGGUGAUGAAGAACACAUUGAUGGGCAGAUGAGCGUGGCCCGGGUCCAACCGUCUACCGAAUUGACUCCAGCAGCGCCGAGGACGGUUUCGAAACGUCAAAAGGCCACAACCAAGGCCUCUAGCAUUCUCUGCCUGACUCCGCUUUCUGAAUUCUCGGUCCAUCAAGUCGACAGUGCCAAACAUCCGGAUCAGAGCUACGUGGAGGAGAGGCAACAUCCGAAUGCACUUCGACAAGCUCAUGGCUCACUGGCUUUGGCGGUGGAUGAGCUGGUCAAAGCCAUCACGGACGCGGUGCCCGAUGUACUGUAUUGGGAACAACUUCGGCGGCUGACCAUUCAAAAAGGGGGCCUUUCUUCCGUCCACGGUCUAAAGGAGUAUUGUCCCACAUUGGAAGAGCUCUUGGUAUGCGACAACCAACUUACACAAGUUGGCGGUCUGCCGGAAACUCUCCGUGACCUCGACAUCCACAGCAACAUGCUCAAUGACUUGACCUCGUGGGGUCAUCUACACAAUCUCCAGUAUCUCGAUGUUUCUGGGAACCAGCUUGAGGGUCUGGAAGGAUUCAGCUCGUUGGUCCACCUGCGAAGCCUGAAGGCCAGCAACAACCACAUCAACAAUAUCGAUGGGAUUUUGGAUCUCAACGGUCUUCUGGAGCUCCAGCUUGGUGGAAACGAGCUUGUGACUGUUGACUUCGAGGGAUCAGAGCUUAGUCGAUUGAGGUCACUCGACUUGAGUCGCAACCAGCUCAUUGCGGUACACAAUCUUCACAGUCUUCCCCAGCUGGAAGAGUUGAAUCUCUCGCACAAUCUGCUGGAGGAUUUCGCGCCAUCAGACAGAGAUCACAGGCUGGCGAUACGCGAUCUUCGAUUGUCUCAUAACCAGCUUGUUACGAUGGAGCUGAAGUCCAUGCCCUUGAUCCAACGAUUGGAUCUAGACGGCAACAGCGUCACAGAUAUUCGGGGACUGUCCCAGGCCUACCAUCUUGAAGUAUUGUCAUUGAGAGAGCAACGGGACUCGUCCCACAUCAUCGACCUGGUCCUUUCGACCCCGAACGAAUGCCGCGAGAUACGGCUAUCCUCGAACCAGACCGAAGACGGGACGUUCAAGCUCCCACCCUCGCCGCAGAACAAUUUGCGCGAACUCGAGAUCGCGGCAUGCGGCAUCUCCGAGCUUCCCGCCGGAGUCGGAGCCUAUUUCCCCAACUGUCGGUCCUUGAACGCCAACUUCAACGCCAUCAACGACAUCGCCCCGCUGCGCAAGAUGGUCCGGCUGAAGUCGUUGCUGCUCGCGAAAAACCGCAUCAAGAAACUCCGCCGGACCUGUCUGGUGUUGGCGCGGUUGGAGGCGGUUCAGCAGGUCGAUCUCCGGGACAAUCCUUUGACAGUUGGCUUCUACAGUCCUGUUGGGUUUUCCGACAACGUCGGCACCGGUGCAGAAGCUGCAAAGGAACAAGGGCGUUGUUGUUUGCCCGAGGCACGAUAUUAUCUGCCUCCAGGCUCGCCCGUGGAGGAUGUCACGUGGAUGAAAGUGCUCGACGAAAUGACUGGCCUGCGAAGACGGACUAUCGAGCUGUUAUUGGCUGACCAUUGCAAGAACCUGGUUCAGCUCGAUGGUCUGGAGCUGUCUCGCGAAAGGGUUGGCAAUCGUGAUGGCGUUUGGAGUCGGUUGACUGCUCAGGGCGUGCUGAAGAAACCGGCACCAACACCACUACCAGCACCACCCAUGUCCACUGCAGCGGAGGAGCAAGCGGAAGAACAAGAAUUAGAAGAAGAAGAAUUCACCCAGACUACCAAUGAUGGAAGGUCUCUUCGGGAGUCUUCGAUGAAUCAUCGUCAUGGCUGUGGUCAUGGUCUUGAUGAUGGAAAUGAAGAAGCAUAUGAAGAUGAAGACGGCGAUGGCGAUGCAGAUGGACAAUGA
This is a messenger RNA of Capronia coronata CBS 617.96, 5418 nucleotides long. RefSeq lists its product as uncharacterized. The transcript has a single exon. The coding region runs from base 1 to 5418 and encodes 1805 amino acids. Gene Ontology annotation, molecular function: protein binding. The record is from RefSeq and is a predicted model, not a curated record. Lineage: Eukaryota; Fungi; Ascomycota; Eurotiomycetes; Chaetothyriales; Herpotrichiellaceae.